UAGUUUACAUGUUGACAAUAGAAGUGAGGAAAUACCAUCUGACCAAUCACAUCUCAGUGCGCUCGGAUGACGUACAAUGGGUGCGACUCGGCGGUAUCAACAUGCGGGAUGGAUGUGUUGAUUUCAGCCAACGUGUGAAGUGAGGAAAAAGUAAUUCACAUUACUGCCGCUGUCAAGUAUAUUUAGGGUUUGGGCAUUUUCUCGUGAGUAAGAUGGCAAAUACCAACCUUCAAUUCAAAACAAAUUAUGUUGUUGACAGCAAAAUUGAGCCGUUUUACAAAGGAGGAAAAGUGCAGAUCAGCAAAGAUGAAAAGUAUAUCUUUUGCACUUGUGGCUCUCGUGUCAACGUUUUGGAGAUCAGCACAGGGAAGAUCAUCCACAGUGUUGAGCAUGAUGAUCAAGAGGACAUCACAUCUUUCGCACUCAGCUGUGAUGAUGAGAUGCUGGUAACGGCUAGUAGAGCUCUGCUGCUGAAGCAAUGGGACUGGAAGCAAGCGCAGUGCACUCGCUCCUGGAGGGCCAUUCACACGGUUCCUGUAGCCAGUAUGACCUUUGACUCCACCUCUACACUCCUGGCAACAGGUGGCUGUGAUGGCACUAUAAAGCUUUGGGAUGUGGUGAAGCAGUACUGCACCCACAACCUCAAAGGGUCAUCUGGCGUUGUACACCUGGUCCAGUUCCAUCCAGACAUCGACAGGCUGCAGCUCUUCUCCUCCUCUCUGGACUGUGGCAUUCGGCUGUGGGACCUGCGCUCCAGUCAGUGUGUGUGUGUGCUGCAGAGCCACUACAGCGCUGUCACCUCGCUCAGCUUCAGCCCGAAUGGUGACACCAUGGUCAGUUCUGGCAGAGAUAAGAUCUGUACAGUGUGGGACCUAAAGACUCGGAAAGCCAAGAGAACUGUGCCGGUCUAUGAGGCUGUGGAGGGUGUUGUGCUGCUGCCUGGCGACAAGGACUUGUCUCAGAUUGGAGUGAAGAGCAAAGAUACGCAUUUCAUCACAGCCGGCAGCAAAGGUGAAUUGCGAGUGUGGGAGGCAAGCACGGCACGUUGUGUCUACGCCCAGACCCUCACCUCCAGCCUCACCGCUGUCUCUGAGGAGGAGCAGGAGGAGAAGGACGACGAUCCCCGCGGUCCUUACGUUCCUCUUCCACCUGCCUGCCUCCUUCAAACUGGCACAGUCACAACAGAGCACAACAUCGUCCUUUACCAGCUGCCUGGUCUCACCACACAGCAGCAGUUUGUGGGAUACAAUGAUGAAGUGCUGGACGUGAAGUUUCUGGGUAAAGGAGACAGCCACAUUGUGGUGGCCACCAACAGCUGCCAGCUAAAGGUGUUUGAGCUGCUCACCAACAGCUGCCAGAUCCUCUACGGACACACAGAUACUGUUCUCUCAUUGGACGUGUUCAAAAAGGGUUUUCUCUUUGCAAGCUGUGCGAAGGACCGGUCAGUGCGUGUGUGGCAGAUGGACAGCGACAGUGGUCAGGUGCACUGUGUGGCUCAGGGCUCCAACCACGCCAACGCUGUGGGCUCCAUCACCUGCUCCAGGAUGAAAGCAUCUUUCCUAGUGUCUGGCAGUCAGGACUGCACCGUGAAGGUGUGGGAUCUACCGGCAGACUUGUCCACGACAGGUGCUGAAAUACACCAGCUGACCCCCCGCGUCACAGAGAAAGCACAUGACAAGGAUGUAAACAGCGUGGCGGUGUCGCCCAACGACAAGCUGCUGGCUUCGGGCUCACAGGACCGCACGGCCAAGCUGUGGUCGCUGGCAGGGGAGGGGAACGUGGGCCUGCUGGGGGUGUUUAAGGGCCACCGUCGCGGCGUCUGGGCCGUCUGCUUCUCUCCUGUCGACCAGGUGCUGGCCACGUCCUCCGCGGACGGCGCCUCCAAGCUUUGGAGCCUGCAAGACUUCAGUUGCCUCAAGACAUUCGAGGGUCACGAUGCAUCGGUUUUGAAGGUCAUCUUUGUGAGCCGAGGCACUCAGCUGCUCACCAGUGGCUCAGAUGGUUUAGUAAAGCUGUGGACCAUAAAGACCAACGAGUGUGUGAAGACGUUGGACGCCCACCAGGACAAAGUGUGGGGUCUCCACACCAGCAGCAAAGACGACAAAAUGGUGACUGGCUCAGCGGACUCUAACAUCACCGUGUGGGUGGAUGUGACAGAAGUCGAGCUGGCAGAGGAGCAGGCCAAGCAAGAGGAUCAGAUACUCAAGCAGCAGGAGUUGUCCAACCUGCUCCACGAGAAGAAGUACCUGAAGGCCCUGGGUCUGGCCAUCUCGCUGGACCAGCCUCACACUGUGCUCACCGUGAUUAAAGCGAUCCGGCAGGUGGAGAAUAGCCGUGAGCUGUUGGAGAAGACGAUACUGAAACUUCGAGUGGAUCAGAAAGAGUCGCUCCUGCGCUACUGUGCCGUGUGGAACACCAACGCCAGAAACUGCCAGAAUGCCCAGGCCGUCCUCCAGGUUCUCCUCACACACCUGCAGCCGGAGGAGCUGCUGCAGUACCAGGGCGCCCGAACCCACCUCGAGGGACUCAUUCCGUAUACAGAGAGACACAUGCUGAGGAUCGGCAAUCUGCUGCAGGCGUCCAUGUUCUUAAACUACAUGUGGCAGAAGAUGAGAGUGGCCGGAGAACCAACCAGCAUGGGCCAAGAUGAAGACAUGGAUUCCUCUCCUCUUGCACAGCCUUUCUUUAUGGUUGACAAGGAGAAAGGAAUGGGCGGUGAGGAGAAAGGAGAUGGGGUUGACAGCGAUGGCGGACAAGAUGAAGAUCCAAAUUGCCCAGAUAAAGAAGAAGAAGAAGAGGAGGACGAUGAGGUCAGUGCCACCAAGAAAGCCUCUGCUAACGGCGGGCGAGUAGAAAACGGAGAGAGCACCGAAACCAAUGGCAACCACCCGUCUGAAAGUGAGGAGAGCUCAGAAGAGGAAGACCCUGAAGAAGAGGCUCAAACAACAGGAGAGGUGUUGAAAUGUCUCCCAGUUUGUUUCUCUGCACAAUGCCAGACUUCCGCCAGCUGACGGAUCUCCAAGCUGAUAACAGAUGACUCGCUCCCUGAGGAAAAGAAAGAGGGGUCGUCUUAUCACGCACCAUUAGCUGGUGUGACGCACUGAACAUGUGGCAGUGCAGGAAGAGACGGAGAGACGGGUGUGGAGGGAUGUUGAUGAUUAAGAUAAUCAGUGGCUUGUAAAGACGUUCUGUCCUGUGGCACUAACUAAAUUGUGCAGCAGUUCUUCCAUUCAGAGUUUGAGCCUGAUUUCCUCAGACAAAGUGGACGUUGGGGAGUAAAAGUGGAGAGACUGAAGGAGGACAGAGCUGUGUUGUCCUCACACACUGUACGUACCAGCACCCAUUGUCUAGUUCUCUAAAGUUGCAUAGACCUGAUCUACCGGUUCGACAACGCAAGAGGUUUCUUCUAUAACCACACUUUUCUUUUUAAUGUCAAAACUACAAAUGUUUAUAAAAUAAAAAUCUCUUCUUUGUGAUUUAAAA
Molecule: messenger RNA, 3483 nt
Organism: Cottoperca gobio
Lineage: Eukaryota; Metazoa; Chordata; Actinopteri; Perciformes; Bovichtidae
Gene: tbl3
Product: transducin beta like 3
Biological process (GO): endonucleolytic cleavage to generate mature 5'-end of SSU-rRNA from (SSU-rRNA, 5.8S rRNA, LSU-rRNA); endonucleolytic cleavage in 5'-ETS of tricistronic rRNA transcript (SSU-rRNA, 5.8S rRNA, LSU-rRNA)
Cellular component (GO): nucleolus; small-subunit processome; 90S preribosome
Molecular function (GO): protein binding; U3 snoRNA binding
Source: RefSeq, a predicted model, not a curated record